GUCAGUGCAACACUAUUCGCUUGACAAAACAGUCACUUUGAUUUGUGCACUGUAGGGUUUCAAACGAUUUUCAUAAGACUGACGUCAGAACAAUUCAAUAUAUUCUGAUUUUAAAUAAACUUAUUGAUAAGAAUCGAGUACACGUACCACAAUCGUAUAAAUGUAGUUUAUGUUAAGUGAUUGAAUACGUAAGCUCAACGAGAUAAUCACAAGAGAACUGAGAGAUAUCGACACGGAGCGGUUUUAAUAUUCACGGAAUAUUACGAAAAAGAAUCUCAAUUGACACACAACUACCAAUGAAUUGUGAUUUUAAAUAAAUAAUACACCAUCAAUUAUACCGGCUGACGAGCUUAGACACAAGUAUCGUUUUACUUUCAAGGCAAAUACGGUCAACCAUGGUUUUGUUGUUGUACCGUCGUUUGUUUAUUGUUAUCAUACUGACAUUCAAUGGUUUCGUGGCACGUCAAGUUUAUAGCAAGGGAACACAGCGAAAGAACGUACUCUUUUUAUUAGCUGACGAUGGUGGCUUUGAAAUGGGAGCAUAUCGGAAUCGAAUGUGUCAAACACCAAAUCUCGAUUCAUUGGCCAAAAGAAGUUUGAUAUUUAACAAUGCUUUUGCAUCAGUUUCGAGUUGUUCACCGAGUCGAGCUUCGAUUUUAACCGGUACGCCCAGUCACCAAAAUGGUAUGUACGGUCUGCAUCAGGGUGUUCAUCAUUUCAAUGCCUUUGAUUCGGUAAAAAGUUUGCCAACUAUUUUACGUGAAAAUAAAAUAACAACUGGAUUAAUCGGAAAAAAGCACGUUGGACCAUCGAGUGCCUUUACAUUCGACUAUGAACGCACUGAAGAAACCUAUUCGAUUAACCAAGUUGGCCGAAAUAUAACAAAAAUUAAACUUUUUGUCCGAGAUUUUUUGGCGCAAAAUGGAUCAAAUCCAUUCUUUUUGAUGGUGUCUUUUCAUGAUCCACACCGUUGCGGCGAUGUAACACCACAAUAUGGAAGUUUUUGUGAACGAUUUGGUUCGGGUGAAAUUGGAAUGGGUUUAAUUCCAGAUUGGCAUCCGAUUUAUUAUCAAUGGGAUGAAUUAGAUUUACCAUACUACGUACCAGAUACGGAACCAGCACGACGGGACAUUGCCGCUCAAUAUACAACCAUUUCACGUUUGGACCAAGGUGUGGGUUUGGUGAUAAAAGAAUUAGAAGCUGCUGGACAUCUGGAUGACACUCUAAUCAUCUACACAUCGGACAAUGGACCACCGAUGCCAUCGGCUCGCACAAAUCUUUAUGAUCCAGGUGUACGUGAACCAAUGUUUAUAUCAUCACCCGACAACAUACAACGUCGAAAUCAAGUUACAUAUUUCAUGACAAGUCAUUUGGAUAUCUUACCCACUGUACUCGAUUGGUAUAAAAUUGAACCGGAAUAUAAUAUGGACCUAGAGCGGAAUUUGUUGCAAAAAUCUGUAUUGACGGGACGUACGUUAUUACCGUUGCUUGUAAAAGAACCAGAUGAUGAUCCUGAGGCAGCGGUUUUUGCAAGUCAAAGCUAUCAUGAAGUAACAAUGAACUAUCCCAUGAGAUCUAUUAGAACAAAACGCUAUAAACUCAUUCAUAACUUGAAUUACCAUGCUCCGUUCCCAAUUGAUCAAGAUUUUUAUGUUUCACCAACGUUUCAGGAUAUUUUAAAUCGAACGAUCAACAAACAACCAUUGCCAUGGUAUAAGACCCUUGGCCGUUAUUACAAUCGUGAUGAAUGGGAAUUGUUUGAUCUCAAAUAUGAUGCCGAUGAGCUGAUAAAUAUUGCUGAAAAGCCAUCGAUGAAGGAGAUCCGGUCAACGUUAGAGAAACGUUUGAAUGCGUGGUUAGAAGAGACACAAGAUCCAUGGCGGUGUGCACCACAUGCAGUUCUUCAAGAUAAGGGAGAUUUUAAAAACAAUCCGCAAUGCAUGACUUUGGGCAUAUAAUAAUAAAACUCAUUGUUUUCAAAA
This is a messenger RNA of Contarinia nasturtii (swede midge), 1982 nucleotides long. It is a transcript of the gene Sgsh, whose product is annotated as N-sulphoglucosamine sulphohydrolase. Gene Ontology annotation, molecular function: N-sulfoglucosamine sulfohydrolase activity. Gene Ontology annotation, biological process: heparan sulfate proteoglycan catabolic process; glycosaminoglycan catabolic process. NCBI's taxonomy places the organism in Eukaryota, Metazoa, Arthropoda, Insecta, Diptera, Cecidomyiidae. The record is from RefSeq and is a predicted model, not a curated record. The coding region runs from base 396 to 1958 and encodes 520 amino acids. The transcript has 6 exons.